Molecule: messenger RNA, 3165 nt
Organism: Ceratotherium simum simum (southern white rhinoceros)
Lineage: Eukaryota; Metazoa; Chordata; Mammalia; Perissodactyla; Rhinocerotidae
Gene: MKX
Product: mohawk homeobox
Biological process (GO): muscle organ development; regulation of transcription by RNA polymerase II; cell development
Cellular component (GO): nucleus
Molecular function (GO): RNA polymerase II cis-regulatory region sequence-specific DNA binding; DNA-binding transcription factor activity, RNA polymerase II-specific
Source: RefSeq, a predicted model, not a curated record
GUCUGGGUAAAUAAAGCCGAAACGACGGCGGUGGCGGCGGUGAGCACGCUGGAGCCCGCGCGGAGAACAUGCGGCGGGGAUGGGAGUGCGCCUAGCCUCGACGCGGGAGAGCCAGCCGCCCUGCCGCCGGCCGCGGGCCCCUCCGUCACAGAACCCGAGCCCUGCGGAGCUCCCGGCGGCCCGGCCCCGAGGCGCUGCGGCUGCCGCACGCGCCCCUGCCAGCCCGCACCAUGAACACGAUCGUCUUCAACAAGCUCAGCGGCGCCGUGCUUUUUGAGGACCGAAGCGCUCCGGAGCGGGAACGGGGCAGCCGGCCCUACGGCGGCGUCCUGGACAGUCCCCACGCCCGCCCCGAGGUGGGCAUUCCGGACGGUCCUCCCCUCAAGGACAACCUCGGCCUGCGACACCGGAGGACCGGGGCCCGGCAGAAUGGCGGGAAGGUGAGGCACAAGCGGCAGGCCCUGCAAGACAUGGCGCGGCCCCUUAAGCAGUGGCUUUACAAGCACCGUGACAACCCGUACCCCACCAAGACGGAGAAGAUACUCUUGGCGCUCGGCUCGCAGAUGACGCUAGUGCAGGUGUCAAAUUGGUUUGCUAAUGCAAGACGUCGGCUUAAGAACACUGUUCGACAGCCAGAUUUAAGCUGGGCUUUAAGAAUAAAGUUGUACAACAAGUAUGUUCAAGGAAAUGCUGAGCGACUUAGUGUCAGCAGUGAUGACUCAUGUUCUGAAGAUGGAGAAAAUCCUCCAAGAAACCACAUGAAUGAAGGGGGCUAUAAUAAUCCAGUUCACCAUCCUGUGAUUAAAAGUGAGAGCUCAGUCAUAAAAGCUGGAGUGAGGCCAGAGUCACAGGCCAACGAGGACUACGUGUCACCCCCAAAAUACAAGAGCAGCUUGUUGAACCGUUACCUUAACGACUCUUUGAGACAUGUCAUGGCCACAAACGCUGCCAUGAUGGGAAAAACAAGGCAAAGAAACCAUUCGGGAUCUUUUAGUUCCAAUGAAUUUGAGGAAGAAUUGGUGUCUCCCUCGUCAUCAGAACCUGAAGGCAACUUUGUCUAUCGCACAGACACUCUGGAAAAUGGAUCCAAUAAAGGUGACAGUGCAGCUAAUCGAAGGGGACCGAGCAAGGACGACACGUACUGGAAGGAGAUCAAUGCAGCGAUGGCCUUGACAAAUCUUGCACAGGGAAAAGACAAGCUGCAGGGGACCACCAGCUGCAUCAUCCAGAAGUCGUCCCAUAUAGCAGAAGUCAAGACGGUCAAAGUGCCCCUGGUCCAGCAGUUUUAAGAGUUUGUCACUUUUCCGAUCAACGGCUGUUCUUCACGUCAGUGUUUUUCACAAAUCCUCAUCCUGAGAGCCGAAGCAGGAGUGACAAUGACUCCCUUUCACACCUCUUCUUAUGUCUAAUUAUCCUAAAUAUAUCAUUUAGUUGCUUCUGUAAAAGACAUAUAAAUUAUAAAAAAACCUCACUUCAAUCAAAAAUAUUAACUUAUUUUAUGUUACUCAAACUAUGCGUAAAAUGUCUGCAUUGCCAUUACAGUAAGUGCCUUGCUUCCCGAAAAUGAGCUACAACGUGGGCAUAGGAGAGCAGCUAUGCCUCAAGAUGAAACGCCAUACUGCUUAUUAGGCUGUGCGUCUCAUUCCAGAUGGACCUAACCAUUCCAGGACUGAAACCAGACUUGCCGAAAGCCCUUGAAAUGUAUUCAAUAAUUCACAUGUUAAAACUUGGAAAUCUAUUCAGCCCAAAUGAAAUGUUCCUUUAAAAAAAAAAUUUCUGCAGUAUUUAAAAUUGUUCAGUGUGCUUUUCAGAGUGACAGUGAGAAUUUUAUGCAUGUCUCUUGCCUGCAUAUCUGAUAUGUUACAAACUUCCGAAAUGAAAGGUACAGUGAUCACAUAAUGUGUACAUUUAAGAAGAGUCGCAAUGAAUACAUUGUGAUCAGAAAAACUUUUUCCAAGAGCUGCUGGAAAAACACCACAAUGCCCUUUAGAAUUGAUUUGGAUUUUCUUUUUCUCAUGUUUUGCUGAAGUUUUUAAAAACUUUAUUAGAUAAGGAACUCGAAAUUUUCCUGUGUAGAAUUAAAUCUGUAGUUUAGUUUUAAAACAUAAUCCUGUUUGCAUUAGAGUUCCAUGUUUUUUGUGGUGGAAACUUUUUCGUAUGGAAUGGCUAAAAGCCUUUUAUUUGGUUCAUUUCAAAUUACAAUUGCUGAUGGACAAUUUCUAUUGCAUGAGAACAAGACAAUGAAAGAAAUGUAUUUCUAUGUGAAUAUACAUAUACACACAUAAAAUUGAUUUUUAAAUUUAAAACAUAUGGAAAACAAAACAUUGAACAGUCUCUGAAUUUUGUCAAGUAAGACAUUAAAAAUUAUGUGAAAUCAUGCAUUCAAAGAAAGAACAUUUUGUUUCUAAAUUAGACUAUCAUUGAGUGAGAAUAAUCAAUAUCAAGAAAGAAUAUCUUUUUCAAUCAAACAAUAAUAUUCUAAUCAGCUUGGGGAGACCUGAAACUUGAAUAAACAGUGGAGAUGCCAAAUAUAACAGAGUAUGUGUGCUACAGAGAAGUAAAAAGGAUUUGACUCUUUUAUGGUGGGAUGUUUUUUCUGGGUAUGUAAUCUAUUUUGUAAUUUUUUUUUAAAACUGGAAAGCAUUUUUGUGAGUGUGAGUGAGAGCCAAUAGUGCAGCCAUGUGGUGACAUUUUUCUUUAUUUUGCAAAAUGCUUUUAAAACCAAAGGCUGCUCUAGUUGCUAUAUGGACAAUAUCAGUCUUGAUAUAAACUGUAGGACACUUUUUUUCAUGUAACAUAGCAUUUGGGGCUUGGGUUUAUUUAGUGUAAUGAAGAUAAUUUGAUAUAAAAAUAUUUUGUAUAUAUAUAUUUUUACUUUGUUUUUUAAAUUGCUGUUUGCAGUAACAGUAAGUGCGAAGCAAGAUAUGUAAGUUAUGACUGUAUGAUCAGAUGAAGUAUGAGUUCUUUUGGCUUAUAUCAUUAAGUAGUUACAGAUCUAUGAUAAAAACUUUGGAAUCUUUAUAAAACAGUUUUGCCAAAAUGUGAUCAUGUCAAUGAAAACUAAGGACAAGUACUUCACUUUUUCAUACUAUUAUAAGUUAUUCUGGUAUUAAAUAUUUUAAUAAAAUUGUUUUUGUUUUGACAUAUUUCAGUUAGAGGAAUGGA